AUGAAAAUUGCAAAGUCCCAGCGACAAGACAAAGCAAACAAGCACACGACACCAGAUGCAAAUGCAGCUACUGCAGCUACACAAACAGAAGCUCUGUCAAAUACGGAUUGGGAAUACGGAACAUUGCAGUCCAACCCCGCAAAGAACAAGGGCCCCCCUAAUUGGUGGUUCAUAUGUGUCUUGCAGCAGCAGCAGCAGCAGCAGCAGCAGCAGCAUACUGUCAUAAAUUCUCUUUCUGCCGCACUCUCUAAUCGGACUAAUCCCGGCCACAGGGUCAGGGUCGGUCAGGGUCUUUGUACCGUGCUAGCAAAGUUUGCCCUCAGCUUGGCGUAUGAUUUGAUAGUGCCAAUGCUCAAGUGCGUCACUCUUUAUGGAAACUUUUUCAUCUCUCCUCCGCCAUUCGGAGCUCAGCCAUUAGCCCAAAUCCACGUCCCCAAGUCAUUGCCCGCCUCUUCUGCUCGUGCUUCGGAAUCUCCUUCUUCUUCCAGAUACCCCAGAUUUCCUUUCCUUUCCCAUCAUAUCAUAACAUCAAAACUGCCCAUCAUGUCCAACGUCGAGGUCACAGAGAACGGGGCUGCUCCCACCAUCCACAAGCCUCACCACAAUGCUGCUCUGCCUUACCAGUCCGUCGGCGACUUUCUCUCAAACACCAACAACUUCAAGAUCAUUGAGAGCACCUUGAGAGAGGGCGAGCAGUUUGCCAAUGCCUACUUUGACACAGAGACCAAGAUCAAGAUUGCCAAGGCUCUCUCUGACUUUGGUGUCGAGUACAUUGAGCUCACCAGCCCUCUCGCCUCUCCCCAGUCCCGCAAGGACUGUGAGGAGAUCUGCAAGCUCGGCCUCAAGGCCAAGAUCCUCACUCACGUGCGAUGCACAAUGGAAGAUGCCAAGGUCGCUGUUGAGACCGGUGUCGACGGUGUCGAUGUUGUUAUUGGUACUUCUCAGUACCUGAGAGAGCACUCUCACGGAAAGGACAUGGCUUACAUCAAGGAGUCUGCCAUUGAGGUCAUCCGAUACAUCAAGAGCCAAGGCAAGGAGGUCCGAUUCUCUUCUGAGGACUCUUUCCGAAGUGACCUUGUCGACCUUCUCAGCCUUUACCAGGCUGUUGACAAGGAGGGUGUUCACCGUGUUGGUGUCGCUGACACAGUCGGCUGCGCUUCUCCUCGCCAGGUCUACGACCUUGUCCGAACUCUCCGUGGUGUUGUCGGCUGCGACAUCGAGUGCCAUUUCCACAACGACACUGGCUGUGCCAUUGCCAACGCCCACGCUGCCCUCGAGGCCGGAGCCACCCACAUCGACACCUCAGUCCUCGGAAUCGGCGAGCGCAACGGUAUCACCCCUCUCGGAGGUCUCUUGGCCCGUAUGAUUGUCAACAGCCACGACUACGUCACCUCUCGAUACAAGCUCCACAAGCUCAAGGAGAUUGAGGAUCUCGUCGCCGAGGCUGUCGAGAUUAAUGUCCCCUUCAACAACUACAUCACCGGUUUCUGUGCCUUUACCCACAAGGCCGGUAUCCACGCCAAGGCUAUCCUCAACCAGCCCAGCACAUACGAGAUCAUCGACCCUGCUGAUUUCGGCAUGUCCCGAUAUGUUCACUUCGCUUCUAGAUUGACUGGCUGGAACGCCAUCAAGAGUCGUGUUGAGCAGCUCGGAUUGAACAUGACUGAUGAUCAGAUCAAGCAAGUUACUGCCAAGAUCAAGGACCUGGCUGAUGUGCGUCCUCUCGCUAUUGACGAUACGGAUUCAAUUAUCCGCUCUUUCCACUUUGAUCUUCAGAGAUCUUAGAGAAACGGCAUGUAUGAAUAAAGUAAAAUGAUCUGGGAUGGUAAAAAGAUAAAGGAGUUUUGUUUAGGAUGGUCAUAAGAAAACACAAA
Messenger RNA from Fusarium graminearum PH-1, 1874 nucleotides. Its product is annotated as homocitrate synthase. Gene Ontology annotation, cellular component: mitochondrion. Bases 1 to 1785 code for a protein of 594 amino acids. The transcript has 14 exons. Gene Ontology annotation, molecular function: homocitrate synthase activity. Lineage: Eukaryota; Fungi; Ascomycota; Sordariomycetes; Hypocreales; Nectriaceae. The record is from RefSeq and is a predicted model, not a curated record.